Owenia fusiformis is the source of this 351-nucleotide messenger RNA. Lineage: Eukaryota; Metazoa; Annelida; Polychaeta; Sabellida; Oweniidae. The record is from the annotation of a GenBank genome assembly.
GGAACGAGACUUAAAACCGGACGCGAAGUCAAACGAGAUUUUAAAAUUUACAAAAUGCAGGGCCAACAAAACAUGCCGAUGCCCCCGGGCAGUGAUUUUGGUCUCCAGGCGGCAAGAGAAAGAGCACUGCGAUCUGUCUUCGUGGGGAACAUUUCUUACGACACAACUGAGGAACAAUUGAGGGAAAUAUUCAGCCAAGUUGGACCAGUCAUUAGCUUCAGGCUGGUAUAUGACCGAGAAACUGGGAAACCAAAAGGUUAUGGAUUCUGUGAAUAUGAAGACGUUGAAACUGCACAGAGUGCUAUGAGGAACCUCAACAACUUUGACCUGAGUGGACGUCCUCUGAGAGUU